AGUGGCAGCGACUGCGCGGCGGUUCUGACCUUCAGUGUGUCGGCGGCAGCGCCAUGGCGCCCUCCAGGAAGUUCUUCGUCGGGGGCAACUGGAAGAUGAACGGGCGGAAGAAGGGUCUGGGGGAGCUCAUCAGCACCCUGAACGCGGCCAAGGUUCCGGCCGACACGGAGGUGGUUUGUGCGCCCCCCACCGCCUACAUUGACUUCGCACGGCAGAAGCUGGAUCCCAAGAUUGCUGUGGCUGCACAGAACUGCUACAAAGUGACUAAUGGAGCCUUUACUGGGGAGAUCAGCCCUGGCAUGAUCAAAGACUGUGGCGCCACGUGGGUCGUCCUGGGACACUCAGAGAGAAGGCAUGUCUUUGGGGAAUCAGAUGAGCUGAUUGGGCAGAAAGUGGCCCACGCCCUGGCAGAGGGACUUGGAGUAAUUGCCUGCAUUGGGGAGAAACUGGAUGAGAGAGAAGCUGGCAUCACCGAGAAGGUUGUUUUCGAACAAACCAAGGUCAUCGCAGAUAAUGUGAAGGACUGGAGCAAGGUUGUCCUAGCCUAUGAACCUGUGUGGGCCAUUGGUACUGGCAAGACUGCAACACCCCAACAAGCCCAGGAAGUACAUGAAAAGCUCCGGGGAUGGCUUAAGUCCAACAUCUCUGAUACAGUAGCUCAGAACACCCGCAUCAUUUAUGGAGGUUCUGUGACUGGGGCAACGUGCAAGGAGCUAGCAAGCCAACCUGAUGUGGAUGGCUUCCUCGUGGGUGGUGCUUCCCUCAAGCCUGAAUUUGUGGACAUCAUCAAUGCUAAACAAUAAGCCCUGCCUGUCUCCCCAGCCUUCCUGCUGAGCCAGGGAUUAGGUAGCUCAGAAGCCCAGUACCUGCUCACCUACCCCCGACCCCCACCUCACAUGCUUCUGAUGGUGUCACCUGCCCCCUCUUGUGGCCUAAUCCAAAGUGUACCUCCCCUUACCGUUUACACCUUACCCUGUAAUGGUUGGGACCAGGCCAAUCCCUUCUCCACUUACUGUAAUGGUUGGAAAUUAAAAUACCACGUAUAGCUUGUCCUUGGCUGAGAGGAAGGAGGGGUAGAGUUUGCUCAUGGGUCCCCUCGGUCCCCAGUGAGAGCAGGAGAGAGAAGCCGCCUUCCUCUCCCAUCGCAUGCCAUGAAGCCCAGGGCCGAGACAGCACUGUCCUGCCCCAUGCUCCCCGGGUGCUGACACCUGUGUGUUGUGUAUGCCAGCGGUCCCGUGUGUGGGAGGAAUAAACACCUGGCACUAAG
Molecule: messenger RNA, 1267 nt
Organism: Manis pentadactyla (Chinese pangolin)
Lineage: Eukaryota; Metazoa; Chordata; Mammalia; Pholidota; Manidae
Gene: TPI1
Product: triosephosphate isomerase 1
Exons: 7
Coding region: 54-803 (249 amino acids)
Biological process (GO): glycerol catabolic process; gluconeogenesis; glycolytic process
Cellular component (GO): cytosol
Molecular function (GO): triose-phosphate isomerase activity
Source: RefSeq, a predicted model, not a curated record